Carya illinoinensis is the source of this 1825-nucleotide messenger RNA. RefSeq names its product heparanase-like protein 3. Gene Ontology annotation, cellular component: membrane; plant-type cell wall. Gene Ontology annotation, molecular function: beta-glucuronidase activity. The record is from RefSeq and is a predicted model, not a curated record. The coding region runs from base 169 to 1758 and encodes 529 amino acids. NCBI's taxonomy places the organism in Eukaryota, Viridiplantae, Streptophyta, Magnoliopsida, Fagales, Juglandaceae. The transcript is spliced from 9 exons.
UAUUAAUCAUCUUCUCUCUCUUUUAUGGCAUACAUGUGGCCCCCCCCAUUUGCAAGCUCACGAGUGGUUUCACUGUCACAUCCUACGUAUAUAUUCAUGGCAGCCUCGGCCAUUUAUGCUCUUUCAGAGACACAGAGGUUGAAACUUUUUAUAUAAUCUGAAAGGAAAAUGGGUUAUCAGAUUUGGGUUUGGGGGAUGUGCCUCUGGAUGUGUUUGUUUAGCUACGGCUUCAUUUCCGUAUGCUCGCAGGGUGCUAAGGUUGAAGAGGGCACCGUUUUCAUUAAUGGGACAACAGCCAUUGGGAGGAUUGAUGAUGAUUUUGUUUGUGCAACCUUGGAUUGGUGGCCUCCUGAGAAAUGCGACUAUGGAACAUGCAGCUGGGGUCUUGUUUCUCUCCUCAAUCUGGAUCUUGGCAACAAUAUUCUGUUAAAUGCCAUAAAAGCCUUUUCCCCCUUGAAACUUAGACUAGGAGGCAGUUUGCAAGAUAAGGUCAUAUAUGGUACCGAAGACAAUCAGCAACCUUGUAUUCCUUUCGUUAAAAAUACUUCAGAGAUGUUUGGUUUCACUCAAGGUUGCUUACCCAUGCAUAGAUGGGAUGAAUUAAACACCCUUUUCGAGAAAGCCGGGGCUAAGAUUGUUUUUGGGUUAAAUGCUCUUAGCGGACGAUCUAUAAAUUCUGAUGUAACUGCCGAGGGAGAUUGGAACUAUACAAAUGCUGAAUCUUUCAUCCGUUAUACUGUCAGAAAGAACUACACUAUUCAUGGUUGGGAGCUGGGAAAUGAGUUGUCAGGGAGUGGAGUCGGCACAAGAAUUGCAGCAGAUCAGUAUGCCUUGGACACUAUUGCUUUGCAAAGAAUAGUCCAAAACAUUUACAAGGAGAUCGAACCUAAGCCACUAAUCAUAGCACCUGGAGGCUUCUUUGAUGCAAACUGGUUUCAAAAAUUCAUAGAGAAGACGACCAAAUCUUUGGAUGUUGUCUCCCACCAUAUAUAUAAUUUGGGGCCAGGAGUUGAUACGCACCUUGUUGAAAAGAUUCUUAACCCAUCCUAUCUUGAUGGUGAGGCUGAUACAUUUAGGAGUCUCCAUAAAAUCCUCAAGAGUUCUGCAACUUCAGCAAAUGCAUGGGUUGGUGAGUCGGGAGGGGCUUACAACAGUGGCCAUAAUCUUGUCACAAAUGCAUUUGUGUUUAGUUUCUGGUAUUUGGAUCAGCUUGGAAUGGCAUCGGCUCAUGACACAAAAACUUACUGCAGACAGACCUUGAUUGGUGGAAACUAUGGUUUACUCAACACCACCACCUUCGAACCAAACCCCGACUACUACAGUGCUCUUCUUUGGCACCGAUUAAUGGGAAACAACGUUCUGUCAACAAGCUUUUCUGGAACAAAGAAGAUACGUGCUUAUGCUCACUGUGCAAAAUAUUCUAAAGGGAUAGUAUUAUUAUUAAUCAACCUAGACAACAGCACCACCAUCCAGGCCGAACUAGCCUUCAAUGGUACUGGGAGUUUGCAUAAUCUUGUUCAGCUGAUUCAACCUGAUAUAAGCAAAACUGCAAGAGAGGAAUACCAUCUGACAACAAAAGAUGAGAAUUUACACAGCCAAACCAUCCUGCUAAAUGGAAACAUUUUAACUGUAAAUUCAUCCGGAGACAUACCUCCGUUGGAGCCUGAAUAUAAAAAUUCAUCAACCCCAAUAAAGGUAGAUCCUUUCUCUAUUGUAUUUGCUCACAUACCGAGUGUUGUUCUCCCAGCUUGCCGGUAGGAGUUGCUAGCUGGAACUAAACUUGGUUCCAUCUAGUAACCAAAUAAAAGGGAGAAUAUCAAGGCAA